This is a messenger RNA of Phaedon cochleariae (mustard beetle), 490 nucleotides long. The record is from the annotation of a GenBank genome assembly. NCBI's taxonomy places the organism in Eukaryota, Metazoa, Arthropoda, Insecta, Coleoptera, Chrysomelidae.
GCUCAUAUAAUUCGGCGCAAGUAUUUCUUCCAAGGCCUAGUCGCCUUUGGUGUUUCUGCAAAGUUGGUUAGUCUCUGCAUCUCUGCAGCAAGCCAGGAUCAUGAUUUUCAGUGAAUAUACGAUUUGCAUAUUUGUGGUCUUUUUUCGAAUAACAUCCAGUGCUGGUAUUCCUGAUGUAGUUCCAAAAUCGAGUGAAGCAUCAGACAUCAGUUCCAAUACAUCUAUUCCAUUAGGAAUUGAUCUACAACCCAUAGAUGACAAAAACUUAGGGGUAGGUAGGGUGAACCUAGAUUUGGAUCCCAAUAUCGGAAUAGAAAAUGAAACCUCUGACUGUAAGCACCAAUGUGUAUGGUACUACCAAUGCAGCAAUGGCAGUAUCAAUACCAAUGGAGCAGGAAUCAUCAAUAUAAGAGAAAAAGACCUACCGUGUGAUGACAUCUUCCACGUGUGCUGCAAGCUGGAGGACGUAUCCACCUCUCCCCCCAAGUAA